Molecule: messenger RNA, 1164 nt
Organism: Heterostelium album PN500
Lineage: Eukaryota; Evosea; Eumycetozoa; Acytosteliales; Acytosteliaceae
Gene: prpf38b
Product: PRP38 family protein
Exons: 4
Coding region: 1-1164 (387 amino acids)
Cellular component (GO): precatalytic spliceosome
Source: RefSeq, a predicted model, not a curated record
AUGUCACUUGAAGUACAUGGUAAUAAGAGUAUGAAUUUGGAUCAGAUACUUCUGACCAAUAUACAAUCCUCACAGUAUUUUAAGAGUUUAUAUAAUUUAAAAACAUAUCAUGAAGUUUUAAGUGAAAUCAAUAAUCACGUUGAAUAUCUUUGUCCAUAUAUACCAAAUACAAAGACGCCAUCCAGUGCAUAUUGUCUACUGUUCAAAUUGUACACUAUGAAGAUGACAGAGAAUCAAAUGAAUGGUAUAGUCACACACGACUCACCCUUUGUAAGAGCUGUUGGAUUUCUCUAUCUCCGUUAUUGCUUUCCACCUGCCAAUCUUUGGUCAUGGUGGGGAGAGGCUCUCGGUGACCAGGAAACUAUUAAAGUUACACCAAGAAGUGAUCCAAUAACUGUCGAAGAACUAUUGAUACAGCUAGUAAGAGAACAAAGAUUUGCAGAUACAAUACUACCUAGAAUACCAGUCAAGGUUAUGAAAGAGCUAGAAGACAAAAUAUCAGAGUACGAAAAGGAAGUGGGUUACACCAUAGGCAAGAAGGACAAUGGAAAGCAAAACAACAACAACAACAACAACUACAGAAACAACAGUGCUGGUGGAAGAGACAAAUUCAGUGAAAAGAGAAACAGCAGAGAUAGAGACAACAGAGAUAGAUACCACAACAAUAAUAAUAGCAAUAGAGAUAGAUAUGAUGAUAGAGACAACAGAGAUAGAAAUAGAAACAACAGAUACGAUGAUAGGGACAGAUAUGACGAUAGAGACAGAGAUAGAAACUAUCGUGAUAGAUAUGACGACAGAGAUAGAGAUAGAGACAGAUAUGAUGACAGAGAUAGAAACAGAGGUAGUAGUGGUUCUUACAAAAGAAGUAGAAGCAGAAGCAGAAGUAACAGUCGUGACAGAUACAAUAACAGAGACAGCAGAGACAAUAGAUAUGAUGAGAGAGAUAGAAAAAGAAAUAGAUCAAGUCGUAGCAGAAGUAGAAGUAGAAGUAGGGAUAAUGAAAGAAAUGAUAAUCAACAACAACAACAACAACAAUCGUCAUCAACUACAACUACUACCAACAACAAUAACAAUAGCAAUAACAAUCAACAAGAAUCAGAACAACUUAAGAAACUACGUGAGCUAUACGGUGCCACCUCUAACCAAGUAUCUUUAGAUAAUUAA